Molecule: messenger RNA, 1965 nt
Organism: Phytophthora sojae
Lineage: Eukaryota; Oomycota; Peronosporomycetes; Peronosporales; Peronosporaceae
Exons: 10
Coding region: 1-1965 (654 amino acids)
Molecular function (GO): GTPase activator activity
Source: RefSeq, a predicted model, not a curated record
AUGGCCAAGUCGUCGCCCACCGAGAAGCGCCUGGAGGAGCGGCUCACCCAGGAGCUGCGCGACUUCCAGCGCAGCAACCCCGCCAACAAGCGCUGCUUCGACUGCAACGAAAUGACUUCUUUGUGGCACGGACAGAUGCCCCAAUACGUCUGUCUGGACUUCAACACCUUCGUCUGCACCGCCUGCAGCGGCAUCCACCGCGAGUUCGCGCACCGUGUCAAGUCCAUCUCCAUGUCCAAGUUCACGGAGAGCGAGGUCAAGAACAUGGUCGGCCACGGCGGCAACGAGGCGGCGCAGAAGUACUGGCGAGCGAAGCACGACCCGAGCUUCCGUCCGAACGGAGGCACUGACGGCGAGCGCACGCGGAACUUUAUUCGUUUGACGUACAUUGAUCGAAAGUGGGUUUAUGGGUCACCGCGCCAUGCCAAGGAUGAAGAAUCGAAAAGCAGCAAAAAGAAAGAGAAGAAGACGACUGGCAGCGACGACAAUUUCUUUACUUCUAGCAAGAAAUCAGCAAAGGCGACCAGUAGCAGCGCCGACAGCGGAUUCGCAGACUUUUCCAACUUUGAGGGAAGUUCGAGGACGGCUGCUGCUGUGCAAUCAUUUGGAGACUUCAGCAACUUCGAUGCUCCAGCUGCUUCAAAGAAGGCUGGCGACGGCUUCGCGGAUUUUGGCGACUUCGAAGGUUCCAGCAGUACUGCAAUCCCCGAAGCCAGCCGCCCGAGCCCCGCAGCUUCUUCUCCUUUUGACGCCUUCGACGCCCCCACACCUACGAGUCGCGCCGGUAGUCGUGCCAACUCGGCUGCAUCUCUCGACCCGUUCAGUGACAUGUCUGCUGCAGCCCCGGCCGCGCCUCCAGCUGCGCCGGUCAUACUGAAUGCUUCACCAUUCGAUGCGUUUGGCUCCCCGUCAGCGUCUUCGUCACCAGCGUUUGAUGCUUUUGCUGCUCCGGCUUCUACCGCAGGUAGCAACGUGUUUGAUGCCUUUGGUGGCGGUGGAGACGCUUUCGGAGAUUUUACGGGAUCGAACAGCUCGUCACGAACAAACUCGGCCAACGCUGGACUGGAUCCUUUUGCCAGCAAACCCGAGAAGCCUGCUGCCCCUGCCGCUGCCGCGGACCCAUUUGCAGCUUUCGAUGGGAUGCAGUCGAACGCGCCCACGCCCGGUAACACGGCUCCUACACCCGACUUCGGGGCUCCAGGUUUCGCCGGCAACAGCAACUCGAGUAAUCAAGCGACAACGAGUGACCCGUUUGGUUUUGCAAGUGGGGCGAGCAGUGGCAAUGGAUUCCCGGGGGCUCACCCACAGCAGCAGCAGCAACCGGUUGGUGCGCCUAACCAGGCAUUUGGCGGCUUUCCUGGUGGCUUCCCGCAGCAACAACAGCCUCAGAAUGCGAUUGGCGGUCACAUGCAGCAACAGCAGCGAAUGCAGCAAUUCCAGCAAGGGCAGCCUCCCCACGCUCAGCAGCAACAAUGGUAUGGUCAGCAGCAAGGAUUUCCCGGACAGCAGCAGCCGAUGCACCCGCCAGGACAGCAGUAUCCUGGUCAGUUUCCUCCUCGUCCGGCUGGCGGUGCUGCCCCUCCUGCCCCGAUUCCAGUGAAGACUCCUGCAUCAGCGGCUUCGAUCAACGAUCCUUUCGCCUCGCUCAACCUUGGCAACCUGGGAUUCGGUGGCUCGAGUUACAGCAACACUACUGCAGCACGCACGGGCUCGGGAGGAGUUGUCGGCUCGGCACCUGCAAACCGAUCGGGCGCAAGUAAUUCGUUCGGGAGCGUUCCGACGGCACCAGUGCCUGCUGGAUCAUUCGCCUACGGCCAGCCGCAACCUCGAGCGUCGAACUCGUUUUCGCAUCCUCCACAGAACGCCGCUCCGUUUGCUGACCCGAACGCGUUCGGAGACUUUGCUAGUGCGCCUGCUCCAUCGCAGCCGUCAGCUUCUUCAGCCAACCCUUUUGACUUGUUUUGA